CUGGGCUGGUGCUCUACACGUCGCUGGUGCUGUGGGAGUUCUGUCUACGCCAUCCCGAGGUCCGGGAUGUUUGCGACAUUGGACAGAUGCUCUUCUGGAAUAAGCGAUGGGCCUGGUGGGCCACAGCUAUCAUGUUCAUCCUGAACAACACGUUCAUCCAGGUGAGUCCGGAAAAAAGAGCCAAUAGCCGCUCUUGGCCUCUUGAUUCCUGCUGACGGGGGCAUCCUAGGGUCUUCAUGUCUUGGUUGGCGCAAAAUACCUCAACACCAUGACGGAGGCAGACGACGUUGGAUGCCGGACCGUGAGCUUUGGGGUCGUUGCCGCCAUUAUCUGCUGGCUCUUCUCCCUCCCCCGGACCUUUGAUAUGUUGUCCAAGCUCGGCACCGCAUCCGCCUUCUUCACCUUCGUUUCCGUUCUCCUCGCGACCAUUUUCGCCGGUGUCCAGUCCCACCCAGCUGGCUAUGACCCACGGUCGACCUUCACCAACCCCGACGGCACAACAGGCGUCGGUGGGAGUCCGAUCGUGACGGCCGUGCCCGUGCUAGGCACCACGUUCGUCAACGGUUUAGGCGCGUUUCUCAACAUCAGCUACACGUUCAUCGGCCAGAUUACCCUGCCGUCCUUCAUCGCCGAGAUGAAAGACCCGCGCGAAUUCCCCAAGGCGCUCUGGGCCUGCACCAUUGCCGAGGUUAUCCUGUUCAGCAUCGUCGGCGCUGUUGUUUACGCCUACGUCGGGAACCAAUACAUGACGGCGCCCGCCUUUGGCUCGCUACAGCCGCUGUUCAAGAAGGUGUCCUUCUCCUUCAUGAUCCCCACACUCAUCUUCCUCGGCGUGUUGUACGCGUCGGUGUCCGCCCGCUUCGUCUUCUUCCGCAUUUUCCAGAACUCGCGCCACAAGCACGACCACACUCUGGUCGGCUGGGCAACCUGGGCGUCCAUCUUACUGGCUACCUGGAUCGUUGCCUUUAUCAUCGCUCAAGUUAUUCCAUUUUUCUCAUCUUUGCUCUCCCUGAUGAGCUCCCUCUUCGACAGCUUCUUUGGUUUUAUCUUCUGGGGCGUUGCCUAUUUCCGAAUGCGUCGCGCUGAUGGUAGCGUCACUCUCGUGCGGGAUCACACUGUGGCCGGCUACCUGCUGGCCGCGCUCAAUAUUGCCAUCAUCCUUAUCGGCGUUUUCUUCCUGAGCGUCGGCACGUAUGCUAGCGUCGAGAGUAUUAUCCUCGAGUUUGAGAGUGGCGCUGUGGGGAGCGUUUUUUCAUGCGCUAGCAACGGCCUGUAGUUAAGCAAACAGAGAUCAAGUGCCGGCUGCAGUGAUCGGGAAGAGGAAGCAGUGGAUAGUUCCAAAGACCAAGCUUGAGUUGCUUGGUUUCGAGUUCCGUUUGGCGCAAGCUGAUCCUCAAUGGCCGAAAACCAAGCUCACGGCUAGGAAACCUGUCCGUCUCCCGAAGCUGUGCUCCUCGUCUUUCAAGGGAGCUCGAUCAUCCUCUGC
Thermothielavioides terrestris NRRL 8126 is the source of this 1486-nucleotide messenger RNA. RefSeq lists its product as uncharacterized. Gene Ontology annotation, molecular function: amino acid transmembrane transporter activity. The coding region runs from base 269 to 1276 and encodes 335 amino acids. The transcript is spliced from 5 exons. NCBI's taxonomy places the organism in Eukaryota, Fungi, Ascomycota, Sordariomycetes, Sordariales, Chaetomiaceae. The record is from RefSeq and is a predicted model, not a curated record. Gene Ontology annotation, biological process: amino acid transmembrane transport. Gene Ontology annotation, cellular component: vacuolar membrane.